Pimephales promelas (fathead minnow) is the source of this 2046-nucleotide messenger RNA. RefSeq names its product chromosome 15 C3orf80 homolog (gene c15h3orf80). The record is from RefSeq and is a predicted model, not a curated record. Lineage: Eukaryota; Metazoa; Chordata; Actinopteri; Cypriniformes; Leuciscidae.
UGUUGAUUGUUUGCCAGCAACAAAGGCUGACAUGCGAGCGCAUCAGGAGAAGUGUUUGGUUUGAGUUGGAUCUGGCUAUAAUGGGUCCAUUGAAACCCACAGAGAAACAGUGCCAUGCAUUUUUAAUCAGACAGCUUCUGAGGUCGCUUUCUCCAGUCUGAGGAUGUGAAUUAUGAGCACCUGUGGGACCAAACCGUCACAAAGACAAUGACAUUACCUCACGACAGGAAGACGUGGGAUUUUCACUCCCAAUAAUUGAUGCAAGACAGAGCACCAGAACUGGGGGCUCGUACGGGAAUGUGCGCUGCGUGAAAAAACAAGUACAGAAGCAAAUCUCUGGGAUUACAGUAUCUUCUCUGGUGGGCUGCCGCAGAUAAUUCCUUCAUUGGACACAUUGGUUGGAUGGUGGAAGCAUGAGGAUGAGGGCAUGGCUGAGCGUUGCGUGCGGGUUGAUGAGCUUGUCCUGUGAGGCUGUGAGGAGUUGUGCAGAGAUCCAGUGUGAUGAAGAUCAGCGGUGCUGCACUCAGAACAACAGCAUCACGACGGUCCACUGCUGCAAACUCCCCCUGCACGCUUUCCUCCACAACCUGGACUGGGUCGUCCGGAAGCUGUCGGGACUGCUGAUCCUGCUGUUGCUCUUCGUGGUGGGUUACUUCAUCCAGCGCGUGGUGUGUCCACGUCCCCGCCGUCAGACACACGAGGAGCCGUCUCUUCUCCACGGACACGCGUCCCAGGACUCCCUCACAGGGGACUUCAGCUCGCCGGUGCUGCUGCUUCCCACUUACGACGAGGUCAAAUAUCUGCCCACAUAUGAGGAGAUCAUGAUGGAGGGCAAUAGAGACAGUCUGAGCUCGGAGGAGAGACGUACGACCUUGCAAACAUCUAGAAGAGCCAGAAACUCACUAUAACUGAUUCUGGAACAGCUAAUGCAUUUAUAAUAAUGUGUCCUGCUUGUCAUUAGCAGCCUUUUUUCAUUAAGGUUUGUCUCUUACAAUGAAUUUAUUGUAAUAACUGUCUCUAGACUGAUCUAUCGCAUCCACACAAAUAUGCAAAAAUGUGUUAGUAACUGAUCUGAGCACAUGUGCUUGUGUGUACAGUCUGCGGAUUACAAUUUUCAUAAAAUUGCGAUUCUUGAAAUGCCACAUAUUUUAGAUGUAUCCCCAUUUUUUUUGUGGUUUAAAUUCAACAAAAAUUAAACAUAAAAAGCUGGCCAAAUAUCCUUUAUCAAAACACAUGCUGGUCUUACUGUGCACGUUACAGGUAUCAGAACCAAUAUAGAGAAGCACAGCUUAUGAGACCAUUGUUAGAUUUUAAACGUAAUUGUAUAAAGUUUACUUUAUUUUUCUCCCUGUUUACCAGCCACUCACUUUCAUGUCUUUCACGAGAAAUGGCUGAAUUUAUGUUCUGUAAAUCCGACAGGCUCUGACUGCACACACACACAAAAAAUGAAGCAAUCAACUAUUAAUUAUAAACUAAUUUAAAACAAAAUGCUUUUUACUUACAUAUAUUUGUUAGAUAUUUUACAAUCUAGUUACAGUAACAAUUCACGAAUAUUUUGAAUAAGAGAUAACAAUGUCAAAUUUUGUGAGGCAUCUGAAAAACCACAGACAGAAGUUGAAAAUGAAAUUGAGGACUGGACUUUAUUCUGUUAUGUUGUUUAUUUGAUAGGUGAACUGUCUUUGUAAUGUUAAGUGAAGGAGAGCUAAACGGGAGAUCCGCCUGCGAGUUCUUAAAGAGAAACACACUUUUCAGCUGAACAUUAUAAAUCUCUAUUUUUCUGCACUAAACUAGUGAAUUUUCCCAAGAUAUUUUCAGAGAUGAUAAACAAGAUGUUAUAGAAUAAUAAUUUAAUAAAAACCCAAUUUUGACUGACUUUCAGUCUACAUUUAGACUUUAAUGAAAACGUACCAGCGCAACAUCUGACGGGUUUUCCCAGAUCGCAUCACAUAUUACUUCUAAUUAGUACUGAAAUUAACCAAUAAAAGAAAUAGUUCACUUAAAAUUUUAAGUUCUAUCAUCAUUUACUCACCCUCAAGUUGUUUCAAA